AUGGCUACGACUCAAGUUCUAUUGCCCGGAGAUCAAGUUCCAGCUAGUCAAAUACCAGUAUCUCAACAAAGCAAAAUAGGUCGUGGACUCCAAUAUGACUCCAUCUCCAACACCUUCACAUCCACCAUUGGAGGACUUUUAGAAGUCGAUUAUCGAAAAAAGACUGCUCAAAUCGCGACACCAGAUGCUCGUUAUGUCCCCAAGGCCGGUGAUCUAGUUAUUGCACAAGUACGAACCUCCUCGACAGACUUUUUCCACCUCUUCAUCAACUCCCACUCACAACAAGCGAUUCUGCCCCAACUCGCCUUUGAAGGAGCGACUAAGAAGACAAGACCUCAGCUGAAAUCGAAUGAUCUCGUGUAUGCCAAAGUGGUGUCUGCCCAGAAGAAUAUGGAGGUCGAAUUGAGCUGUGUGAAUCCUUCUACGGGAAAAUCAGAACCAGAUGGACUGGGACCACUGACGGGAGGUAUGGUCUUUGACGUCAGUCCGGGGCUGGCGGAAAGGCUGCUCAGAAGGCAAAGUGCGGUGGCGUUGGACGAAUUGGGCUCCAAGCUGCCCGGUGGAUUUGAAAUAGCCGUUGGCCGAAAUGGCCGGGUGUGGGUUGAUUGCCCCGAAGCGGGUGUGAAGGGAAUAUGUGCAGUGGGUCGCUGUCUGAGAGAGAUGGACGAAAAGGAGCUACGAGAAAAAGAUCAAAAGAAGCUCGUCAACAAGAUCAUGGUGGACCUUGAACGGUGUUGA
Rhinocladiella mackenziei CBS 650.93 is the source of this 738-nucleotide messenger RNA. RefSeq lists its product as uncharacterized. The record is from RefSeq and is a predicted model, not a curated record. Gene Ontology annotation, cellular component: cytoplasmic exosome (RNase complex); nuclear exosome (RNase complex). The transcript has a single exon. Gene Ontology annotation, biological process: TRAMP-dependent tRNA surveillance pathway; U4 snRNA 3'-end processing; exonucleolytic trimming to generate mature 3'-end of 5.8S rRNA from tricistronic rRNA transcript (SSU-rRNA, 5.8S rRNA, LSU-rRNA). The coding region runs from base 1 to 738 and encodes 245 amino acids. Lineage: Eukaryota; Fungi; Ascomycota; Eurotiomycetes; Chaetothyriales; Herpotrichiellaceae. Gene Ontology annotation, molecular function: RNA binding.